UCUUCCCUCUCCCAUUUCUUUCUUCUUCGUUUCGGGUCAUUUUAAUCGAUAAAUUCUGGCGAUUGUUGAUAAAUAAAUUCCUCUCUUCUACUUCCAUGGCUCCUCCUCCUCCCUCAAAUGUCAACCAUCUCUCUCAUCCUUGCAUCUAUGGGGACUUUGUUUCUUCAUCCACAGAGAGAAAAUCCAGGCUGUUGAAAUGGCUGGGGAAGCUUUUCAAGACCAGUUCCAGUAGUCGUCGAGGAGGUAGCGGAGGCGGUGGCGGUGGCAGUAGUGGCUAUAAUCCACAUUUUCUGGGGGAAGAAAACAUGGUUGUUCGUGCUCCGCCUAGGAUACCGGAUGAUCGUCCUAGAACAAAGAAGGAACAAGAGGAAUUGGAUCAAGCAAUUGCACUUUCUCUAGCUGAGGAUAUGGAAAAACCAAGUGGUUAUAAUCAAUGGCGGACGGAUGAUAAUUAUGGUGGAGAUUUACCAAAGGGAGCUUAUGAUGGUAGCAUGAAUUCAUCUGCAUAUCCUCCUUAUGGCACAUUAGCAUAUCAUCCUGAUGUAUAUAGAGUAUGUGCUGGAUGCCAUCGAGAAUUUGGAUAUGGCAAUUAUUUAGGAUGCAUGGGAAAAUAUUUUCAUCCUAAUUGCUUCCGCUGCCAUUCUUGUGGUUAUCCGAUCACCGAGCAUGAGUUUUCUUCGUCAGGGAGUAAUCCAUAUCACAAAAAUUGCUUCAAAGAGUUGACACAUCCCAAAUGUGAUGUUUGUCUCCAAUUUAUUCCGACAAACGGAGCUGGUUUAAUAGAGUACAGGUGCCAUCCAUUUUGGUCCCAAAAGUAUUGUCCAUCACAUGAACAUGAUAACACAGCUCGCUGCUGUAGUUGCGAACGUUUGGAGUCUUGGAAUGUACGAUACUAUUCGUUGGAAGAUGGACGCAGUUUGUGCUUAGAGUGCAUGGAGUCUUCAAUCAUGGAUACUGGUGAUUGCCAACCUCUUUACCAUGCCAUCAGAGAUUAUUAUGAAGGAAUGAACAUGAAACUAGACCAGGAAAUUCCAAUGCUCCUUGUUGAAAGACAAGCACUCAAUGAAGCUAUUGUUGGAGAGAAAAAUGGAUAUCAUCACAUGCCUGAGACAAGGGGUUUGUGUCUCUCUGAAGAGCAGACAGUCACCAGUAUACUAAAGAGACCGCGCAUUGGAGGCCGCCAACUUAUUGGAAUGAAAACUCAACAUCAAAAGCUGACCAGGAAAUGUGAAGUUACAGCCAUUCUAGUUCUUUAUGGUCUUCCAAGACUACUAACUGGAGCAAUCCUCGCCCACGAGUUAAUGCAUGGUUGGUUACGUCUCAAAGGGUAUCGAAAUCUAAAUCCCGAGGUAGAGGAAGGUAUCUGUCAAGUGCUAUCAUACAUGUGGCUUGAAUCUGAAGUACUGCCUGGAGCAAGCAAUAGGGCAUCUACAUCAGCAGCUUCUUCAUCUUCCUCAUCUUCAAAGAAAGGAUUAAAGUCUAAUGUUGAAAAUAAGCUUGGUGAGUUUUUCAAGAACCAAAUUGCCCAUGAUGCUUCCCCUGCCUAUGGGGGAGGGUUUAGAGCUGCCAAUGAAGCUGUCAAUAAAUAUGGUUUGCGUCGUACCUUAGACCAUAUUAAACAAACAGGGAAUUUCCCAUUGUAAAACCCUCUGUUGCCCCCUUCUUCCUCAAAAUUGUUCCCUGAUUAAAAAAAAUCAGUUUUCAAAAGUAUUGAGGUUAUGACAGAAGAUUGAAAUAGCUUCUCCCCAAAAUUUUCAUUGGGUGCUAUGUCAAUACAUGUUAAGAUGAUGUUUCAAGUGCAAAAUAACUUGUUUUAUUAUUGUCCGAU
Molecule: messenger RNA, 1828 nt
Organism: Durio zibethinus
Lineage: Eukaryota; Viridiplantae; Streptophyta; Magnoliopsida; Malvales; Malvaceae
Gene: DAR2
Product: DA1-related protein 2
Molecular function (GO): ubiquitin binding
Source: RefSeq, a predicted model, not a curated record